GCGCAGGCUGACUCCUGCCUCGUGCCUCUGCAGUGACUAAAGUCCGAGCAAAGUUCAGAAGUGCAGGAAGGCGGACGGGGCGCGCGGGGGGCUCUCGGUUCAGUCUUGCGUAACGGCGGCUGCGUGCAUGGAUCUGGAGCUGGGCUCCGUCUGAAUCUGCAGCAUGCGUCGCUGGUGUUCCGGAGGUUCGCGCGGCGCUCGGUGGCGAUGGCCGGUUGUUUGGGGGUGUUUGGUGGUGAUCUGGGCGGCACCGGUGCUUCUGCACCCCCAGUGCCUGGACUUCAAGCCCCCCUUCCAGCCCCAGCAGGAGCUCCAGUUCUGCGUUAUGUACAAGCGCUUCGGCUGCUGCGAUUACGCCCGGGAUCAAGAGCUGAUGAGCAGGUUCUACAAGAUCAUGGAUAACUUCGACUAUUACGGCUAUGCUAACUGCGCAGGGUACGUGCAGGACCUCAUCUGCCAGGAAUGCUCUCCCUAUGCUGCCCACCUUUUUGAUGCUGAAGACCCCAGCACAGACCUGAGGUCCAUUCCUGGCCUGUGUCCAGAUUACUGCUCCCAGUUCUAUUCCAAGUGCAGGUCCACCAUCCCCCUGCUGUCCGACGACCCGCAGCUGCUGGAGCUCCAGCACGACCAGAGCCGACUCUGCCAGCGACUGGGACUGGACGACCUGGACUACUGCUACCCUCAUCUGCUGAGCAACGAGCAGCUGACCAAGAACCUGGGCCGGGUGACUUCUGACUCCGAGGGCUGCCUGCAGCUGUGUCUGGAGGAGGUCGCUAAUGGCCUCAGGAACCCUCUGGCUAUGGUGCACGCCAACGACGGCACCCACAGGUUCUUCGUGGCGGAGCAGAUUGGCCUGGUUUGGGUGUACCUUCCAGACAGGUCCAAGCUGGAGACACCAUUUCUGAACAUCACUAAGGCCGUGCUGACCUCGCCUUGGGAGGGGGACGAGCGGGGCUUCCUGGGACUCACUUUCCAUCCCAAUUUUAAGUACAAUGGGAAGCUGUAUGUCUACUAUUCUGUAGAGGUGGGCUUUGACGAGAGAAUCCGUAUUAGUGAGUUCCGUAUCUCUGCUGCAGACAUGAACGUGGUGGAUCAUAGUUCAGAAAGAAUCAUAUUAGAGAUUGAUGAACCAGCUUCUAAUCAUAACGGAGGACAGCUACUGUUUGCUGAGGACGGGUAUCUGUACAUCUUUACUGGGGACGGAGGCAUGGCUGGAGACCCUUUCGGAAAAUUUGGAAAUGCACAGAACAAGUCUGCUCUCCUGGGUAAGGUCCUUCGUAUAGACGUGGAUGAUAAUGAAAGGGGUCCUCUGUACAGAAUCCCUCCCGACAACCCAUUUGUGCAUGAACGGGAUGCUCGUCCGGAGGUGUUCGCCUACGGGGUGCGGAACAUGUGGAGGUGCUCUGUGGACAGAGGGGACCCAUACACCCAGGAGGGGAAGGGACGCAUCUUCUGCGGGGACGUGGGCCAGAAUAAAUAUGAGGAGAUCGAUAUCGUGGAGAAAGGCAGGAACUAUGGCUGGAGAGCAAAAGAAGGAUUCUCUUGUUACGACAAGAAGCUCUGCGCCAACAGCUCUUUAGAUGAUGUUCUUCCGAUUUAUGCAUAUCCUCAUAAAAUGGGGAAGUCUGUAACAGGAGGAUAUGUCUAUCGAGGCUGUGAAUACCCCAAUUUAAAUGGAAUGUACAUAUUUGGGGACUUUAUGAGCGGACGUAUGAUGAGCCUGAAGGAGAACAGGAACACCCAGCAGUGGGACUACAAUGAGAUCUGCAUGGGCAUGGGCCAGACCUGUGCAUUUCCAGGCCUCAUCAAUAAUUACUACCAGUAUAUCAUUUCUUUUGCAGAAGACGAAGCAGGUGAACUCUAUUUCAUGUCCACUGGAGUCCCAAGCGCAACGUCGGCCACUGGAGUUGUGUAUAAAAUUGUUGAUCCCUCUCGACGUGCUGCACCUAGAAAAUGCCAUUAUGACCCCAUUCCAGUUCGAGUCAAGGGCAACACCAUACCAUUCCAGCCUAAAGAAACAUUAAUAGGGUUUGACAUGCCAACGAAACGACCUGUAGUUGAAGUUCAGCCAACAGAAAUCCCACAAAUCACCACAAAAGACUGGCUUCAGGAGCUGCUGGACAUUCUGAGGGAGCAGGAUGAGGAGCUGGGCAGGACUACGCAAUCGCCAACCACGACAACCACCAAAUCUCCGAGACAGUCCCGCCAGCGCAAAGGCAGGCGCAGGAAAGGCAAGCACAAGUCUGAGGGUGGCACACACAGCGUGGCUGUGAGACUGGCAGGAGACGAAUACGGCCGGCAGGACCGCGGGAGAGUGGAAAUCUACGCCAACGGGGAGUGGGGCACCGUCUGCGACGAUCUCUGGAACACCAAGAACGCGGCUGUGGUCUGCAGACAGCUGGGCUUCCGCUAUGCGCUAAAGGCCGCAAAACACGCAGAGUUUGGUGAAGGAAAGCAUCUGAAGAUCAUUCUGGAUGACGUGCAGUGUGAGGGUACCGAGGAGACCCUCCUGGACUGCCAGCAUGCAGGUGUGGGCACUCACAACUGUGCCCAUUAUGAGGACGCUGGAGUGAUAUGCAGCGAUUCAGAUGUCGUGGAGCAGUAGCGAAUGGCCUUUGUGCAAAAAAAAAAGAAGCAAAAAGCUGGAGAAAGAACAUUAACCACAAACGUAGCACAUAGGUCUACCUCAUUCAUCGAAUUAAAAGCAAAUUUUAGUGAAUAACCUUUAAUGGAGGUGUUAAUUGUGCCAGAUGAUGGUCUUGCGAUGCACCAUUGCUAUGGAAAUAUUUUUUUUUGUGCCAGUAGGAUUUGUAUUUUAGUUUUACAAAUCUGAAUUAUUUCCUUAAAGGUGACAUUUUAUACCUCUUUUUACACAGGUGAGAAAAGUUCUUUGCACAAAAUCUCUAUUCACAUUGAGCCAUUUAAGGGCUCUGUCACUUUUAUGCAAAACACAAACAAGUUAGUUCAUUUUUAACUGCGAAAAAAAACACAAAACAUAUUAUUCGAAAAAUGACUUACAUCUCUCUCAUCUGCUGACUUGCCAUGAACACUAGGUACAGAUCCCUCCUUCAGACGAAGCACAGUACUCAACCAGCAGACUGAAACAAUGGGUGGAGCAAGGGUGGUUCUAUGCACAUUUCCUUAUUAGUGUGUGUCAUCCACACAGCUCAUAGAAGCACAUUAUUCCUAAAACUGAGAUGAUUAAAUAGGUGCUUUUGCUAAAUACCCAGAUGUGUUUCUGAAUCUGAAUUUGAUUAACUGGAUUUGAAACAUGUUUUGCAGUGCCUUUUCUUGAUAUUUCUUAGGUUAGAUUACUCUGAAACUGUCUCACAUACAUUUGAGUAUCAGCACUUCCUUCAAAUAAAAUUACGUUUUUAUUUUAGAAAACAUAAUAAACAUUAACAGUUAUUUUGGCUAUUUAAAAAUGAGCAGUAGUUUAAGAGGUAUGUUAAUCAUACAGUCAAGCAAUAGAUCCAACCAGAAAUUUUAAUCCCAAUUUUAAAAAAAUUAAAUAUUGAUUAAAAAGACAAAAAACAGUUAAUAUUUUUAAUAUUUUAAUAGCUACAAAUUAUAAAGCAGUUCAAUCUAGCUUUAUGAACUUAGUUAUUUUUCUAAAAUACAGAAACUCUAUAAAACUCAAUAAUAAGACUAAACAACUAUGGAAUAUUUAUAGUAAACGUUUAUUAUACAAAGGUCUUGAUCACUUACCGAUUGAGGACAAGCCCUGAAUGGUGGAGGUUAGAUUAGUGUAGGUAGCUCCAUCUUGAAAGCUGUUAAAAUAAAAAAGUCACAUUUUAUUUUGAUUAAGCAUAAUAAAUAAGAUAAAUUGACACUCUUGAUAUAGGCCAUUAUCCUAAAUGGUAGAAAGAAAUGAUUUGAUCAGCUGAGAGUGUAGCUGAUUUUACCAUGCAGCAUAAUGAGGAGAUAAUUUAGACAAAAAAUAAUCAUUUUGACAAAAAAUGACUUAGGUAACUAUUCUAGGAUGGUGACUUUAUAAAGAGUUCAUACACGUUUUAACCAAUCAAUUUUUCAUGAUUGUCCAUGCCUUCAAUGCAAAUUUUGACAUGGACUAUAAAAAAUCAACUAGAACUUUAAUUAAAAUUGAUACGAAUCUGAUAAAAAAUGUUGACACACAAUCUUUAAUACUAAAAUGUGUGUCAGAUCCUGAGAGCUCCAGUGUGUAGGGCUAAAUUACUAUAUUAACUCUGAGCUGACUUUUUUUAAAAUAUCAAAAUAGAUUUCCUCCAUUGAUAAACUCAAACACAAAGAGCAAAUUUCUAUGACUUUUCCAAAACUUUUUGGGUAUUUUUAUUUUUCCAAAACUUAUCCAGGCCUGGAAAUUGCUAUUUUCAAAUUCCAUGACUUUUCCAGGUUUUUCAUGACCGUACGAACCCUGUUUAUAUUGCUAUGGUAUUAAAUACACAUUCAAAAUGUGCAGUGCACAUUCAGAUAAAAAACAAACAAUUAAAAUGUAUAAAAUUAUACUCCUGCUGGCACAAAAUCAUUCCAUACCUUGCAGCUUUUUAUGUAUUAAAGUCCAUAAAACUAUGUGAAUACGUAGGUCUUAUUUUGUACUUCUGAAUAAAUAAUUCUGUGAAUUCCCA
Messenger RNA from Astyanax mexicanus (Mexican tetra), 4604 nucleotides. It is a transcript of the gene hhipl1, whose product is annotated as HHIP-like 1. The transcript is spliced from 9 exons. The coding region runs from base 164 to 2605 and encodes 813 amino acids. NCBI's taxonomy places the organism in Eukaryota, Metazoa, Chordata, Actinopteri, Characiformes, Acestrorhamphidae. The record is from RefSeq and is a predicted model, not a curated record. Gene Ontology annotation, cellular component: membrane.